Molecule: messenger RNA, 537 nt
Organism: Staurois parvus
Lineage: Eukaryota; Metazoa; Chordata; Amphibia; Anura; Ranidae
Source: the annotation of a GenBank genome assembly
UCUGGUGUUGGAAGGCUGGUUUUUGGCAGAGUUGCAGAUUACAUUCCAGGAGUCAAAAAAGUGUACUUACAGGUGAUAUCAUUUUUCUUCAUUGGAUUAAUGUCAAUGAUGAUUCCGUUGUGCCAUAACUUUGGUGGGUUGAUUGCUGUCUGUCUGUUCAUGGGCCUAUUUGAUGGCUGCUUUAUAUGCAUUAUGGCACCUAUUGCAUUUGAACUGGUUGGACCACAGAAUGUUUCUCAGGCCAUUGGAUUUCUACUUGGAUUUAUGUCUAUUCCAAUGACUGUUGGCCCUCCUAUUGCAGGUCUUCUGCGAGACAGUCUUGAAUCUUACGAUGUAGCGUUUUACUUGGCGGGUGUACCCCCUAUAAUUGGUGGAAUUAUUUUAUGCCUUAUUCCAUGGGUGCAUGAAAGGACUAUACAGGGAAAAACUAAAGCUGUGGAUGGAGAAAAAGAAGAGAGGAAUAUGGAUUACGCUGCCAGCCCACUGAAACCUGGCACAGCUGAGAAUGAUAAAAAAGAUGAUGUCUCUGUAAUUUAA